Perca fluviatilis (European perch) is the source of this 924-nucleotide messenger RNA. RefSeq names its product protein PLANT CADMIUM RESISTANCE 9-like. NCBI's taxonomy places the organism in Eukaryota, Metazoa, Chordata, Actinopteri, Perciformes, Percidae. The record is from RefSeq and is a predicted model, not a curated record. Bases 95 to 685 code for a protein of 196 amino acids. The transcript has 4 exons.
ACUUUUAGUCGUUUCACAGCUUCAGAGUCGCCAGGGUGUCCAACUCCAUCAGGUUCAUUGUUCAGUGUGUGUGGCAGAAGUAGUCCAACAUCCGAUGGAAGAACGACCCUUAAAAGACUGGAACAGUGGUCUCUUUGACUGCUUUGAAAACGCGAAUACUUUUUGCUAUGGCUUCUGGUGCUGCCCUUGCCUUGCCUGUACAGUUUCAGGAAAAUUUGGAGAGAACAGUUGUCUCCCAUUAUGUGACAUGGCUGGCCCCGCCAUAAUGGCCAUCUUUGGGAUACCUAUGUGUAUGGCGCCUCCUGCAGGUCUGUCCUUAAGGGCUGCCAUGCGAAACAGAUAUGCUAUCAAGGGUUCUCUCUGUAGGGACAUCGUAGUUUCCUGUUUCUGCGGGUGGUGCAACUGGUGUCAGAUGGAUCGUGAGUUAAAAAAUCGAGAAAACACUCCCACUGUUGUCAAUGUGCAGCAUCAAAAUGUUGUAAACGUGAAUGUGCAGCAGCCGACUCCAAUGAUGAUGGCUCCUAUAAACCCUGCUCCUAUGAUGAUGGCUCCUAUAAACCCUGCUCCUAUGAUGAUGGCUCCCAUAAACCCUGCUCCUAUGAUGAUAGCUCCUGCUGUGGGUCCUGAACAGCCUGCUCAAAUGAUGAUGCCUCCUGUAUACCAAUUAGUGGAAACCAAAGAGUGAGAGUAUGAUGAUGAUGACUUUCAGUUUCUUAACCCUCACGGGUCUAAUCCAGUUUUUCCCAUAUUUGGUUUGCCUGGUCUCCUUGUGUAAUAAUGCUUGUAUAACCCUGUGAUGCACAAUCAAGUUAUAGACAUAUUCUUUUUCAGGACGACCUGGGCUAUCAGGAUAUGUAUGCUGCAGGGAUGUCACAUGAAUGUAUGCAUUGUUAUAUGACUAUAAAAGAUGACAGAAACAAAAAA